AACAAGGCUUUCAAAGGCUCAUUCAAGUGCUGCAACUGCAGCUUUAGUUGUGCAGGAUACACUUGACGAGAAGCUUGUUGCAACGGCAUCUCUCGAUAAGGGUAUGGCUAUAUGGAGGUUUUACAACCCGCACAAGGACUCCGAAAGCCCAGACGAAUCAUGCGAUGAAAGCAUAGAGGUUACACGCUUGAAGGUCCCCGGCGCACCGGUGUUUUCGCUAGCAAAGAUCCCGGAGGUCUUGCCUGAUGGCACCAUCGUCCGCAAGCGGCGAAAGCCACCGGGCAUCUAUCUGGGCACGGCGGCCAAGGAGGUCAUCACUUGGAUGCUUGGCAGCAAAGACGUAACAGACAAGGUGGUUCUGGGUGACCACACGGGCUGGGUGAGGUCGCUGGCGCUCACCGGAAAGUGGCUAUUCAGCUGCGGCUGCAACGAGUUGCGGCUAUGGGACACCACCUUCCGCACCCCCAAGGAGGCGCAGCGCGCGGUGCGGCUGUUCACGGGCGACAUCCUGUCCCUGGCCGCCACCAGGGGCCAGGUGUUUGCGGCGGGCGCGGACGGCUCGCUGCACGCGUGGACCAUCAACGACCGACCCGACCGCUCCUCGGCUGGGGCUAGCAGCAGCCAUAGCCACAGCAGCCAUAGCAAUGGAGGAGGAGGAGCAGGGGGAAGCCAUGGCAGCAGCAGCGGGAGUCAUGGUGGUAACGGGGCGAGCAGUGCCGGAAGCCAUGGCAGCAGCAGCGGCAACGGCAGCGGGAGUCACGCAAGCCAUGCGACUGCUGGUCAUGGGGGCAGCGGUGGUGGUGCAGCUAAUGGGGCCCAUGGCAGCAGCAGCGGCAGUAGCAGCAGCUCUGGGAAUGGGGGAGGAGGUGGCGGUGGUGGAAGCAGCAGCAGUGGCAGUGGUGGCGGCGGUCAUCUGCUGGUGGAGGGCCCGUGUGUGGAGCGGGCACACGAGGGGCGGGUGGCGGCGUGUGUGGCGCACGGGGACCGGGUGUUCACGGUGUCGUACGACGGGAGCAUCAAGGCCUGGCAGGCCAGCACGCUCACCCUGCUUGCGGAGGUGCGGGGGGCGCACCGCGGGGAGAAGGUGAUCUGCGCCGCGGUGGGAGCUAACGGAGUGCUGUUCACCGGGGGAGAUGACAAGCUCAUUCGCGCCUGGGACAUGAGCCUCACCCCGGUGGGUCCCCCCCUGGAGGGACACGCCGCCUCGGUGCGCGUGCUGGCCACGGGCCGCCGCGGGCUGCUGGUGUCGGGGGACGCGGAGGGGGACGUGUGCAUCUGGGAGACAUACCCCGUGGAGCUGCCGCCGCCGCCGCCGGCAGCAGCACCGUCAUCGCAGGAGUUGGCGACAGGUCCAUACGGAGGUGAAGGCGCGGCUGCGGCAGCGGAGUCUGGCGCUGCCUUUGUCGAUUCGUCCAUGGCAACAACAGAUGAUGAGGAGCAGCAGCUGCAGCAGCAGCAGGGGGCGGCGGGCUACUUUGCGGCGGUGGCGGAGGCGGUGGGCGGAGCUGUGUUGGUGUCGCAUGAGGGGCUGCCGCAGGAACAGCAGCACCCGCAGCAGUAUUAUGACCACGAGCAGCAGCCGCCUGGGGGUGUGGAGGCAGCGGCAGUGGCAGGGGCAGUGGCAACAGUGGAGCCCCUGGAGGCAGCGCCGCCGCCCUGUGGAGGAGGUGACGUGGCGGAGGGGUCGUUGCUGCAGCAGCUACAGCAGCAGUGGCAGCAGCAACAUUUGGAAGCAGCGUAUGAGGCGUCGCCAGCGCCAGAAGGAGCACAGGCGGCAGCAGUGAUGACACCGGCAGCAGCACCAUCACAACCCGAGGCGGGUGCGGGGGGUUCGCCAGAGGUGGCUGCAUGGGUGGAGGUGGCGGCGCAGGCGGCGGCGAUGGAGGUGGUCGCCCAUGCAGGGGCAUUGGAGGCGGCCGCGGCGGCGGCGCAGAUGGAGGCGGUGAUGCAGGCGGCUGCAGCGGCGGUACGACAGGCGGCAGCGAUGGAACUUGCGGCGCAGAGGGAAGAAGCUGGUCAUCAGUCGGAGGGGGCAGUAGCGGCCACGGCGUCUAUGGAGGACCUAGCAGUGGCAGCAGCAGCGGCUAUGGCGGCAGCGGUAACGCAGGGCGAGAGAGUGGGGGAAGCGUCCGUUGUUUAGCAGGGGCAGCAGGAGGAGCGGCAGUGAGGGCAGCGGGGGCAGCAGGAGGAGCGGCCGCAGGAGCACGACCUGAAUGGACCAGGGACGGCAGGAUUCCUGCGUGGGUUAGAUGCCCGUACGAGGCGGGGAUGGGGGCACAGUCCUAUCGCAGCGGCUUUGGUUCGUGUGUGUUUCUGAAAAUUGGCCGCGAGUGUAUUAAAAACAGUUUGCCGCUACUGUAAUAGGAAAACUGGCCGCGAGUCUGACUUUGUUGUCUUGCCGUACACAGGGGAGGCGUGCGUCGCCGUACACUGACGUAGCUCCUCAUAUGACUGCUUGCCAAACCUGAACGCAUGAAAAAGCACACAUGCAAUCGGAAGUGCAGCCACUUCCCGACUGUUCACUUGGAGGGUAAGCUGCGGCACUGGAGGUGGUGGCGCUGUGCACUGUUAACAAUUGGCGCUCUAAUGGCUGGCACUUGGCACGCCAUCGGAAGUGCGGGGUCGUCUGGCAACGGCAAAAUGGUGCGUGUGUCGAGGUUCAUGCAUGGUGUCUGGGUUGGGAGGGCCGAUGGCAGGAAGCGCCCUGCCUGCUGUUGGCGGGAGGUUACCUCCCAUGUGUGUACAUGCGGCUGUGUCCCGCAUAUACGUCACAAAGCAUUGCCACAAGAUAUGCUUUGUGAGGUAGCGUUUGCCGACUGGCGCUUCUCUGCAGCUUGUAGGAGUUGCAAGCGGUAGCUUGGGAGGGAUGAUGACGAUAUACUGGGGCAUGGCAGCACUCUUGACCGCUCUGGCCACCCGUGUUGGGAUGGUUGAACAGCACAUCGCGUUGUUGACGUGGGGGUGUUCCGAUUGCACGCGGCUCCCUCUCUCCUUCCGUUCGCACCCGGCUUGAGUGGACCUGUUGACACAUGAUGUGCGAUGUGAGCCCCCGAGUUUUCACUGCCGCCUUGAAGUUGCACGUACGAAGUGGGCGGUGGUGGCUCCAGUUUACAUUUCACAACUGAGGUUGCGAAGGAGUAUGUGCUGUACGGCACAACACGCGUGCGUUACACGUCACCACGUGUGUCACUGCGUUCCGCCCGUCACUCGUACGACAUCGCCAGUCGCUCGUCCGUACAAUUCACCAUGGUCACGGACUUGGCCAUGUAUCCGUAACGCUUUGUGUCCUCUUUUGCGCUUUUUGUUACAAACUGUUGGCGAGUAUCCACGCAUGAAGACAGUGCCGUGUUUAAGGGUUUGCGGUCUACGCCGGCUGGUGUUGAGGAUAGCUGAUGUUCAUGUAGCAUGGUUAGACGCCUGUACGAGCACUGGGAAGCAAACCAAUUGCAGCGAAGUUUGGUACUUUCUGAUGUUGACGACGGUAAUCAUAUUAACGUUACGAGACGCAAAGCACAGGGAAAUUUGUGACAAGUGCGGCAGCCUCUUUUAUACCGCAGCCCUUUGAGCCCUUCAUCGAACUCAUGACGUCUGCAAGCUGGGUAGCAUUUGUUGUGGCUGAGUAGCAUUGUUGUGGAGGCCCCCGCUGUGUUUGUUCAUGUCUUCAUGCGCGGUAGUGUCGCCCUUUCCUUCGUGCAGCGUGGCAGGUAGCAUCUGUGUGUGUGUUAAGAAUACUGACCGGGAGGAGGAAGGUACUGGACUGCCGGAAGAUGAUGUGUCCGGCUGCCUGUAGUGCUCGCAAGGCAGCACUGGCGCCAUCGGUAGCGUGCUGCCUACCCCCCGCAUGUUGUCUGUGCCUGUUCACAAACGUGUCCUUUUGGGUGUGCACGACGCCGUCUUAAGGUCUGCAUGUCUUGUCGGGUGCAGUGCGCGAGGGGUGCGUUGGGAGCUGCAUGCGGUGAGGCGCGAGGCAGCCGUCACACGGCAGUAGCAGCGCAAGUCCAGCAGUCAGGAAGUGUUUAUCUACGUGUGCCUCCGCUGCUGUGUUCCUGCUGGCUGACCUGACACCUCGUCGGAUGCGGGUUGUAUCUGCGUGUUUUGCAGCGUGGCGUGGACCGUGUCACAUCAUGUUGUGUAGCGUUGCCGACUGGCGUCUUAUCUUGGUAGGCUCUGGAAGCCUGCUGAUGCUGGCUUGCGGCGCUGCGCCUGUAUUGUUGUCAGUUUGUUUCCGUUGCUGAUGUUGUCAGCGUUGGCAUGUGUGGAUGACGACGUGGAUUUGUGAGUGCCUGUUUGCCGCAAUGAUUGCGGUUGUCUAGUCAUGGCUUGUGCGCGAAGUGUCAGGCAUAGUCCGAUCUGCCCCUUGGAAGCAGCGAUGCAAAAGACAUGAAUACUAUUAUAUAGUUACAGGAUCCUUACACCAAUUAACUCUAGGAAGGUUGUUGUGGCGUAGGCAGGGCGUGCCAGUGUAUUUCCGUGGCAGGUAGGGCGUGAGUGAUGCAAACGCUAUGUUGCGGAGUUGGUUGCUGCCAGGGAUUUGAGAGCUGCUCCGUUUCGUUGCUAGCAUUGUAGUAUCAGAUGUGAGUUGUUGGCUGGAAGGCAGGCAGGGUAUGAAAGCGUAUUUGAGUCACACCGGAAGACUGUUAGGUGCUGUCGGUUGUGUUUGAUUCUGCGCAGUCUUAAGUACUGAAGUGCAUUGGCCCUGAAUGGCUUGCACUUUCUUUCAAGCAGUGGUGUUGAUGUUGUUGGUUAUUGUGCCAAAAGAUCUGUUGUGCGACUUUCCCUAUGCAAUCCCUGGAGUUGGAUCGAAUAGAGGCCGACCAUAGGAAACCACAAGAGCAAUGGGGAUGGGAAGGUUGCUGGCGAUUGGGCAUG
Molecule: messenger RNA, 4869 nt
Organism: Astrephomene gubernaculifera
Lineage: Eukaryota; Viridiplantae; Chlorophyta; Chlorophyceae; Chlamydomonadales; Astrephomenaceae
Source: the annotation of a GenBank genome assembly